AUGGCGGCCUUGGCGAUCUGUCUGCUACUUCUCCUGCCCGCGGGCGGAUCGGCGCAAUCGAUGAUGCGCCCAGAGCGCAACCCCGCCGGCCUGCUGCCCGGCUACCUGCUCGACGAACCUCCUCCCCCGCUGCUGGACACGAUCACCAACACCCUCUUUCCCCCCGCCAUCAUCGCCGCGGAUGCGGCGGUCGCCAUCCGCCACGCGCUGAUGCUGGCCGUCGUGGGGUUCAACAUCCACGCGGCGGGCUGUGAUCCGGCCCGCGUGGCGCUGGACUUCUGGGGCGAGCGUCACCAAUUCGAGGAUGAUGUCUGCACGGGGUUCGCCAGCAGGGCGGAGGCGAUCGCCUACUCCAGCCUGAGAGCGCUCGAGCUGGAGUUCCCGGCGGUCGCGGCGGGGCUGGCGAUCCAGAUGGCGGCCAAUGGGUACGAUCCAAAAGAUCGGAGCACCAACAUGUCGACGGGCAUAGGGGUUGGCAACGCGGUGGGGAUGAAGGUGGCGAAGUUUUUCGCGGCGGACGGGUGGAACUCGCUAGGGGAUCUGACGCGGGAGCACUACCGGCAGCCGUUCGAGGACACGAGCGGCUACAGGCCGGUGAACUGCCCCUGGGAGGUGGAGUACCCGCUGAGAUGGCAGCCCCUGACGCAGCACGUGGGCAACGGGAGGUACAUUGUUCAGAGCCACGUGGUGCCCUUCGCGGGGGACAUGGAUCCGCUAGUUUUGUCUCCGCAGCAGUUCCUGACCCGCCAGGCGCCACCCCCAUACGCGGACAUCAAUGCCAAGAACCUGACCAACGAAGACGCCGCGACGAUGAAUGCGCUCGUUGGAGAUCUGUUCGAGACCUCCGCCAACCUGACUUUCGAGCAGCGCUUCCAGGCGCGGUGGUUCGAGUUCAAGUCCCUGUCCCUUGGCUUUUUUGUUCUGGACCACGGGCGGGAGUUCGGUUGGAAGCUGGACCAGAUCGCAAUCUACACAAGAUGGUUCCUGGGCGAGAUGCUCGCGCAGCACGACGCGAUCCUCCUCGCGUGGAAGGAAAAAGUGCGCCACGACGCAGUCAGGCCAGAGACGGUGAUCGGGACAAUGUACAAGGGGCAGAGGUUCAGGGCUUGGGUGGACGCUGCCACGGGCGCGGCCGAGAUCGCCGCCGAGGAAUGGGAACCCCUCAUCCCCACCCAGCCCCACUCCGAGUACCCUUCGGGUUCGGCCGCGAUCUGCAACGCAUCGGCGCAGCACGCCGACCUGCUUCUGAAGGAGUUGAGGGGAGAGGUGAGGCCCAUCGCCAAGAUCAACUUGCCGCCCGGGGCGUUCGGCCCCGCGGUGGACUUUGAAGGGAGGGCCGUGAGCCUGGAGUACGAGACGUACGAGGACGUGUCGCGGGCGUGUGGGAUGUCGAGGCUGUGGGCGGGGGUGCACUUCGGGCCGUCCGUGCCGGCGGGGUGGGCGCUGGCGGACGGGGUGGGCAGGGCGGCCUACGAGCACGUGCGGGCUCUUCUGAACGGCCAGAUGCCCGAGUAUUGCGCCAGGUGCACCACCUGA
Molecule: messenger RNA, 1536 nt
Organism: Ostreobium quekettii
Lineage: Eukaryota; Viridiplantae; Chlorophyta; Ulvophyceae; Bryopsidales; Ostreobiaceae
Source: the annotation of a GenBank genome assembly